Molecule: messenger RNA, 1719 nt
Organism: Humulus lupulus (European hop)
Lineage: Eukaryota; Viridiplantae; Streptophyta; Magnoliopsida; Rosales; Cannabaceae
Product: glycosyltransferase BC10-like
Exons: 3
Coding region: 330-1565 (411 amino acids)
Cellular component (GO): membrane
Molecular function (GO): glycosyltransferase activity
Source: RefSeq, a predicted model, not a curated record
CUGAUACACCGUCACAAGUUACUCACCUGAAAAGGAAACCAACUUUUUCUUAACCCUUCUCUCUAAUCAUGCUUUGUUUCCAGUUGUGUUUAUUGUGACUAAAAUUACGUUAAAAAACACCAAUUCUUUCUCUAAACCCUACGCAUGACAGUCAUGCACUCAGGCCUAGCAACAGCGUUUUCAAGGCACUAGAAGUCACUUCUCAUGUGUCACUUGUUUUUUAAAAGAAUAUAUAUAUAUAUAUAUCCCUAUAUUUCUGUUCCCAGCAAUUCUCUAACAAUCAAAAGUUUCUCCCUCGUUCAAUAGCCUUAAAACACUUUCGAUUUGAGAUGAAAGAAAGUAAAACAACAGUCUUUUUAAAUGACCUUUCAAUACGCAUCAAAAGAGAAGCAAACUUAAACAAUUUUCAUAUCAGAACCACAGUCAUACUCUCUUUGAUGAUGACUUUCUUCGCUUUGAUUCUGGGACUCUUCAUUCACGAUCGUAUCAGAAGCAUCCUAAGCUCCCCAGACGACACUUUCUUUCCUCAGCUGAAUACACAUUCAUCACUCUCACCAAAUUCCCAUUUCCAAAACGACACACCUUCCAAUUCUGAUUUAUUGUCGUUUGACUUGUCGAAAAGGAGAGUGAUAGAAUUGGGAGAUUGGAUAGCUCCUAAAGAGCUACAACAUUCCAUGAGCGAUGAGGAGCUGUUUUGGCGAGCUUCAAUGAUGCCCCACGUCGUUGAGUAUCCAUACAAUAGGACCCCAAAGAUGGCUUUUAUGUUCUUAACAAAAGGAAAACUGCCUUUGGCACCGCUUUGGGAAAGGUUUUUCAAGGGACAUCAAGGUCUCUAUUCGAUUUAUCUUCAUACAUCACCAGAUUAUGCCUUGGAACCACCAGAAUCAUCAGUGUUCUACAAGCGUAGAAUACCAAGCCAGGGUGUCGAAUGGGGAAAAAAGACAAUGGUAGACGCAGAGAGAAGACUACUAGCAAACGCCCUAUUAGACUUCUCGAAUGAGAGAUUCAUAUUACUAUCUGAAACAUGCAUUCCCAUCUUCAACUUCACCACAAUCUAUACCCACCUUAUCAACUCUAACCAAAGUUUCUUGAGCUUAUUCGACGACCCGAGACGUAGGGGUCGAGGCAGGUACAACCACAAAAUGGGGCCCACCAUCUCGCUCUCCGAUUGGAGAAAGGGCUCGCAGUGGUUCGAGGCCCAAAGGAGAUUGGCCGUCGAGAUAGUGUCCGACUCGAGGUACUAUUCGGUGUUUGUGGAGCACUGUAACCCUCCGUGUUACAUGGACGAACACUAUUUACCAACAUUGGUGAAUAAGGUUUGCCCUGAUCUGACCUCCAAUGAAAGCAUCACAUGGGUUGAUUGGUCUAGAGAUGGUCCACAUCCUAGUACUUUUACCAAGAGAUAUGUUUCUGAGGCGUUUUUGAAUCGAAUAAGGCAUGGGUUUAAUUGUACUUAUAAUGGGAGAAUCAGCUCAAUUUGCUUCCUUUUUGCUAGGAAAUUUCAUCCCAAUACAUUGCAGCCUUUGCUGAGUAUAGCCCCGGAUUUGCUUGGUUUUAAUGUCUAGUGCUUGUAAUCAUGCAAUGGAGACAUCUUUUCAUGUGUUAAAACUUUUAUUGUCAAUGAUUCAAACUAAUAUGUGAAUUUGUAAGGAAUAAUGUGUAAAAAAUAGAAGAAACUACUUUUCUCUCCUUUUAGAGGAGUUAUAGGAAAUGACCUAA